AUGUCAACCAAUACUCGUCCAGAGCUCAAAUUCUUCCUCUACUCGGAUCCGGCGGAGGCAAAGACAGCAGACAACAAGAGGCUAGUGAGAGUCCAUGUCGCCCGAAAUUCUCAUGCAAAGACCCGUUCUGCCCGGACCAGGGCGUCGAGAGGAGAGCAAGCAGAUUGCCUGCGGUCUCGUAGCCACGAGCCCAUUCGCCAAGUCGUCAGCCGAACCUCUUCUCCAUCGUUGCCGUCCACAACCCCGACAUCCCCAGACCUUUCGAGUGACCUCGAUCUUGAGACAUCCCUCUCGAGACCAUUUAACUGGUUGCCGUCAGGGGCCCAAGCUCAAUCCCUUGUUCAAGGGCUGUCGUCGUUGGAGCAGUCUCUAUUAGACCAUUAUGUGACAGUGCAGAUACCGACCUGGCAAAGCCGAUAUGAAUAUCCUAACAAUCCCAUGGAUCUCCCGCGGUUCCGUCAUGGAAUGAGGACGCAUUGGGUCAACUUCUGUCUGACAGACGCUGGGCUUCUCCAAGGCAUGUUGCUAGCCUCGAGCCAACAUUUCGCGAACCUCUAUCACGAAGCUGGGAACCCAAAAGAGGCCAAGGCAUACGAGCAGCAAGCGUUGCAUCACAGGGGCCAGCUUCUUCGUGCCAUGUCCGAUUCGAUGCCGAGGGAUACAAGGGAUGUCACCGACUACACUGUCGCGAAGGGCAUGUUUCUCGCAUACAACGAGGUUUGUCUCUAA
This is a messenger RNA of Diaporthe amygdali, 729 nucleotides long. RefSeq lists its product as uncharacterized. Lineage: Eukaryota; Fungi; Ascomycota; Sordariomycetes; Diaporthales; Diaporthaceae. The transcript has 2 exons. Bases 1 to 729 code for a protein of 242 amino acids. The record is from RefSeq and is a predicted model, not a curated record.